This is a messenger RNA of Guyanagaster necrorhizus, 1694 nucleotides long. Its product is annotated as S-adenosyl-L-methionine-dependent methyltransferase. Gene Ontology annotation, molecular function: methyltransferase activity. NCBI's taxonomy places the organism in Eukaryota, Fungi, Basidiomycota, Agaricomycetes, Agaricales, Physalacriaceae. The record is from RefSeq and is a predicted model, not a curated record. The coding region runs from base 310 to 1455 and encodes 381 amino acids. The transcript has 7 exons.
UUCCAAAUGGAUAACACAUCAUCUCUCGUAUCGGCGGUUUGUUUCCCUGCUCUGCCAUAUUCUCCUCUGAUAAAAAUAAAUAAGUAUUUUAUCUAAUUUAUUGAUUUAAAGCGGAAGGGGCUCGGAAGUAGUUGGAACGUCAUCGGAAUGGCUGGUUGAUGUCCGCCGUGAGCCUGAAAGGCUACGAUCUCACGAUCGCACCGGGUCUAUCAGCCUGAAGGUUAUAAAGGGUUAUUACAUUUAGCUGAUGACUUUAUUUCAUCGCGAUUAUUUUUCAUCUCUUCUAUCCCGUCGACUGUCCAUCUGGUCAUGGUCUCCCAUACGUUCCCCAAGCCUCUCGACAGCGACAGCGAUACUGAUGAUAGCGAUGUCUGCUCCGUUUCCUCACUACCGCCUUUCAGUCCGGCUCCGAGUGUGGGGGCGAGUUCAUAUACUUCAUAUGAUGCCUCAAUGCGCUCGCUGUCGCCUACACCCUCCGUCUGGUCCAUGACGAGCUCCCUACGCGCCGAAGCGUAUAAGCAGGAAUUUGGGCGCGGCCUCAACAACUAUUCGGAAAUAUAUCGGUUGCCCGCCGAUGCUGAAGAGUUGGACCGUCUUGACCUGCAGCACAACAUGUUCAUUGAGAUUAUGGGCAAAUACAUCCCACCACUUCCGGAGGUCAUGGCGGAUGAUGUACCUGGUGAACAAAAGGCUGUCUUGGAUCUGGGCUGUGGCAGCGGGCGUUGGAUUAUGGAGGCGGCCCUUGACUUUCCACAUUGCAGCGCCGUUGCCGUUGAUCUUGUUCCUAUGCAAUCUCCGUACAUGCCGUCCAAUUGCAGGAGUGAAGUUGAUGAUAUCAAUCUUGGAUUGGAACAUUUUUACGGCGACUUCAAUGUUGUCCAUUGUCGUCUCAUCUCCUCUGGUAUUCGAAAUUACGCACACCUUAUCGAUCAAAUAAGUCGCGUUCUACGACCGGGAGGUCUCAUUGACCUAAUGGAAUUCGAUUUCCGCUGCUACGAUGAGAACUACCACCGAAUAAACUUGGACACCUCCACCCUAGCCUCCCCUUGGUGGCCCCGAUGGCUAUCGUUCCUGGAAAUGGCUGCGCGAAACCGAGGCGGCGAUGUCGAUGCUGCAACGCAUCUUCAUGAUUGGGUUUCAAAUCACCAAUCUUUUGAAAAAGUGGUUUACAAUCAGUACUGGAUUCCGGUAACGCCAUGGCGGACUGACAGUGCGUUUGACAUGAGAAUAGGAACAGCGAUGAGGGAUGAUAUAUUCUCAUUUUUGAAAUCCGGACGACCGUUGCUACUAGGUAGCGGAGUUCCUGAGCAACUCGUAAACGAACUCGAAACGAAUGCGUACAAGGAACUUAUGGAAGGGAAUAUGCGCCAUUAUAUUCGAGUGCAGUGUGUCUACGCUUGCAAACGACAACCCCGGAAUCGCCGAAUACAAACCCUUCGAACUGAUAUACCUUGACAACCUUGACACUCUUCCUCUGGCUCUAUCUCGCAUUGUUAUCAGCAUCACCAUCAUUCUGCAUCCAGUUUUCUGUACUGAUACCUAGCAUAUAUACAAUACUAACCUUCAGCGCGACUAUCCUAAUGGAUUUAAGUUACUCGAAGCCGCAGAGACUCUCGGAGUUUAAGAUGUAUUUGAAAUCUGGUUGACCCUUUGAUAACACUAUAUUAUUGUGGGUCCAAGCGCCCUUGGCAUCC